CCUCUGGGCGGGCCCAUCGGGCCGCGCCCUCCGGGGGGGGGUUCCUGUUCCUGUUCGUGUCGUUCCUGAGUCGGAAGUGGCGCGUGAGGCCGGUGCGCGGGAGCGGAGCCACCAUGAGCCUCCUGAACAAGCCCAAGAGCGAGAUGACGCCGGAGGAGCUGCAGAAGCGGGAGGAGGAGGAGUUCAACACGGGGCCCCUCUCGGUCCUCACGCAGUCGGUGAAGAACAACACCCAGGUCCUCAUCAACUGCCGCAACAACAAGAAGCUCCUGGGACGCGUCAAGGCCUUCGACAGGCACUGCAACAUGGUGCUGGAGAACGUGAAGGAGAUGUGGACCGAGGUGCCCAAGAGUGGGAAGGGGAAGAAGAAGUCCAAACCCGUCAAUAAGGACCGGUACAUCUCCAAGAUGUUCCUACGUGGAGACUCCGUCAUCGUUGUCCUGCGCAACCCCCUCAUUGCUGGGAAGUAGGGAUCCCCCCCCCCCGGGAUGGGAUGGUCCCAUCCGGGGUGGAUGAACCCCCCUGGAUUCCCUUAGGGUUGCCUGGAAUCUCUUAGGAUUACCUGGACCCCCCCCCAUCAGAUUGCAAAGAGCCUUCCAGAAUUCCCUGGAACCCAUCUUGGGAUGGGAUGAACCCGCCUGGAUUGCUUGGGACCCCCUUUGGGAUGGGAUGAACCCCCCUGGAUUGCUUGGGACCCCUCUUGGGAUGGGAUGAACCCCCCUCCAGAUUCUCUGUUACCCCCCACGAUCCUCUGGGACCCCCACAGGAUUCCCUGGAACCCCCCCUGGAUUCCAUGGAACAGCCCCAGGAUUGUUUGAAUCCCCCAUAUUCCCUGGAACCCCCCCCAAUAUGGGUUGAACCCCCCCCCCACAUACCCUGGACCCACACUGGGGCUCCACACUCCAACCUCAGGCCAUACCAGGACCCCCCCCCCAUCUCCCUAUGGGGACCCCCAACACCUUGUCCCCCCCCAGGCUCUCACAUAAGGGUUCUUGCCCCCCCCGGGGGUAUUUGGGGGGGUCCUCUCUGUGUGUGUGUGUGUGUGUCCAUAGGCAAUAAAGCCGGUUCGUUCCUUC
Molecule: messenger RNA, 1076 nt
Organism: Strigops habroptila (Kakapo)
Lineage: Eukaryota; Metazoa; Chordata; Aves; Psittaciformes; Psittacidae
Gene: SNRPD2
Product: small nuclear ribonucleoprotein D2 polypeptide
Exons: 3
Coding region: 114-470 (118 amino acids)
Biological process (GO): RNA splicing; spliceosomal snRNP assembly
Cellular component (GO): U4/U6 x U5 tri-snRNP complex; U5 snRNP; catalytic step 2 spliceosome
Molecular function (GO): RNA binding
Source: RefSeq, a predicted model, not a curated record